Molecule: messenger RNA, 2267 nt
Organism: Phyllopteryx taeniolatus (common seadragon)
Lineage: Eukaryota; Metazoa; Chordata; Actinopteri; Syngnathiformes; Syngnathidae
Gene: prmt5
Product: protein arginine methyltransferase 5
Exons: 16
Coding region: 36-1934 (632 amino acids)
Biological process (GO): peptidyl-arginine N-methylation; regulation of DNA-templated transcription
Cellular component (GO): cytosol; nucleus
Source: RefSeq, a predicted model, not a curated record
GUCCAAGACAUAGUUCGUACUCUGCAUGCCAAGUCAUGGCGUCCGUCAGCACAGGGAGCAGGGUGUCCUGCGGGAGAGAUUUGAAUUGUGUGCCAGAAGUAGCCGAGACAUUAACAGCGGUCGCCAAACUUGGGUUUGACUUCGUGUGCAUGCCCCUGUUCCACCCAAGGUUCAGGAGGGAAUUUGAGUUGGGACCCGCUAAAUCUCGACCCGGUGCCCAGACGAGGUCUGACCUGCUGCUGUGUGGAAGAGAUUGGAACACUCUUAUUGUUGGGAAGCAUUCGCCAUGGAUUGAUACAGAUUCAGAAAUUGAGGCAGUACGCAGAAGCUCCGAAGCUGCUCUGGCACAGGAGUUGCAUUUCUCAGCGUACUUGGGUCUGCCUGUCUUCAUGAUCACUUUGAAUGGACCUCAUAAGGCCAAUCUUGCACGUGUGCUGCUUAACCAUAUCCAGUCUGGGCACCACACAACAAAUUUCUGGCUUCGAGUCCCACUGAUUGCUCCAGAAGACAUGCGGGAAGACCUGAUUGAGAAUGAGCCAGUCACAUAUGUUAACGAUGAUACCACUGUAGAUGAAAAAACCUGGAUCUGGUGGCACUCAUUGAGGACACUUUGUGAUUACAACAAGAGGGUCUGUCUUGCCAUUGAAAUUGGAGCAGACAUGCCUUCAGAAACUGUGAUCGAUAAGUGGCUUGGGGAACCGAUCAAAGCAGCCAUACUUCCCACCAGCAUCUUCCUAACCAAUAAGAAGGGCUUUCCUGUUUUGUCUAAAGCGCACCAGCGAAUAAUUGUCCGACUUUUCAAGUUGGAGGCACAAUUCAUCUUUACAGGUACAAGUCGCCACACCGAGAAGGACUUUCGUUCAUACCUGCAGUACCUGGAAUACCUCAGUCAGAACCGGCCAGCACCCAAUUCCUAUGAGCUCUUUGCUAAGGGUUAUGAAGACUAUCUACAGUCUCCACUUCAGCCUCUCAUGGAUAACCUGGAGUCGCAGACAUAUGAAGUGUUUGAGAAGGAUCCUAUUAAAUAUUCACAGUACCAACAGGCUGUGUAUAAAUGCCUUCUCGACCGAGUCCCAGAGGAACAGAAAGACACCAAUGUACAAGUGUUGAUGGUGUUGGGGGCAGGCAGGGGUCCCCUGGUCAAUGCAUCUCUGCGUGCUGCCAAACAAGCAGACCGGAAGCUGAAGGUGUACGCUGUGGAAAAAAAUCCCAACGCUGUCAUCACGCUAGAAAACUGGCGCUUUGAGGAGUGGGGCGAUCAGGUGACAGUGGUGUCAUCUGACAUGCGAGAUUGGACCUCGCCUGAGAAGGCUGACAUGAUUGUCAGCGAACUGCUUGGAUCAUUUGGUGAUAAUGAGCUUUCACCAGAGUGCUUAGAUGGAGCGCAGCACUUUCUCAAAGAUGAUGGUGUGAGCAUUCCCUGUUCCUACACCUCCUUCCUGGCACCGCUCUCCUCCUCCAAGCUGUAUAACGAAGUCCGAGGCUGCCGGGAACGCGACAAGGAUCCUGAGUGCCAUUUUGAAAUGCCCUAUGUAGUACGCCUCCACAACUUCCACCAGCUGGCUGAACCCAAACCAUGCUUCACCUUCACACAUCCCACAAAAGAUAUGAACAAUAAUCGUUACCAGUGCCUCAAAUUCUCAGUGGGUUGUAACUCUGUACUCCAUGGCUUUGCUGGGUACUUUGAGACCACACUCUACAAAGAUGUAACACUCAGUAUAAAACCCGAUACGCAUUCGCCUGGAAUGUUUUCUUGGUUCCCCAUUCUCUUCCCCCUCAAACAACCCAUCUCCAUUAUGCGCGAUGAUGAUGUCACGGUCCGAUUCUGGCGCUGCAACAACGGGAAGAAAGUGUGGUAUGAAUGGGCUGUGACCGAGCCAGCGUGUUCUGCCAUUCACAACCCUGCGGGACGCUCCUACACGAUCGGCCUGUAAACGUGACGCAUAAUAUUGUCCGCACGUUCCUACGUGUCUUUGAAGUAAUAGUUGUGGCAAUGGUGUGUGCUUCCUUGUCUAUUCAGUUACACUCGUCAGAUUAUCCUAACACAAUGUAAAAAAACAUGUUAAGUAUCCUUGUUUUUGUUCAUUUUUGUACAGCUACCAAGCACCACAUACAAACAUUAAAUCCAGCACAAAGUAUGCCUUAUUGAAGACAUUCCAUAAAAAUAUGGAUGAAACAGCUGACAGCAAUGGCACUGAGAUUACAUGCUAUGUUCGAACCCAUUGUUUUGUAUGUUUAAACCAUGUCAAUAAAGACACUGUAAUGUU